AUGUUCCGUGCUUGUAUGCAGAAAGUGCUGGGCACAGUGUCGGACGGGCAUGUCGGUGCCGGCGUGCUUUCCGCGACGUCGUUCGGGUGGGUAGCGAAACAGAUCGACCAUCUGACAGGCGAGAAGGGUCGUAGUGGGGUGAGCAUCGAGAGCGUCGGGAUGAAGGGGCUGAAGGCUUUGCGCGACAGCAUGGACAAUCCGGAGGGUCGUGUCGCGUAUGCACGGGCGUUAGCGGUCUCCGCCUUGGCCGAACACGUAGAUUCGGUGGUGGGCGAUGCGAAGAAGGGGUUGGAAGAGUACGUCUCGAAUCACCUUGCCUCCGCGCAGGUCAACAUCGCCACCGCUGUGACCGCCAGGCUCGCCGUGCCGCCGCCGCCACCGCCUCAUCCCACGCCGCCCGCCAUCCCGGAAGAGCUUUUGAAGUCGUUCAAGGCCGACAUCAUGAAGGCGGUGACGGAGGCCACCCAGCAGUCUUUCGUUGCUUCUGGGAUGAAGAUGAUGACAGAGAUGAUCGGCACUGUGGCGCCAGGUCGACGUGGGUCGUCGCCUUCGGCCAAUGACGCCGAUAACGCGCAAAGGAAAACGGCCGAGAAGCAGGGCCAUAAGAGGACGGGCGACGGAGACGACAAGGAGAGCUCGAAGCGGAGCAAGGGAGCGGACGGUAGCCGCGGGUCGAAGCCUGCGCAACAGAGCGUGGUCGACCAGCUGAAGACGAAGGCGGGGUGGAAGGUGGUAAGGACGUCGCACAGCAAGGGAGGCGGAAGCGGGGGAGCAGAGGGUGGCCCUGCCGACGGGGUUGCCGCUAACGUAGCUGCUCCGACUGGCCCGCCUUUGGUCGCCGAGCAGACCCAUCCUCAGGCGAGCGGUGGGAAAGGCGUGACCGACAAGGAGGUGCCAACUGCUCAGGCGGCGAAUGAUGGCGACUCCGGAACCACCAAGGGACCGUCCGUCGCGGCGGCGGCCAAGCCUGCUUCUGCUACGGUUGCCGGCACCACCAAGUCGAGUCCCCGUAACCCCCUUGCGGCUACCAGCGCGCCUGCCGGCCAGUCAGGUGCGAACAAAGAUGGGGAGGCUGCUCCAGCUCCAGCAGCCCCGGCCGCCGCCAAGGGCGUCGCGAAGGCUGCUUCGGCUAAGGGUGAUGCCGUGGCAUCAGCUAAGGCCCCCCCCGGUGGUACCGCGCUCAGGGAGAUGCUCCGCCGCAUGGAGGCACAUAGCAGGGACGUGCAGCAGCAUCCCGUGGUCGACGCCGGCCUUCCUGGAACAGCACGUCGCUCCGUCACUACGCAGGUUGCCGGCAAGUCGUCCGGUGCCCCACCUGCCGCGCCUCCGGUGGCCGCCCCACCGCCUGCGGACCCCAAGUCUGCUUUUCUUCGCGCACAUUUAGGCGCACGCAAAGCGGCUGCUCCGUCAGUGACCCAGCCGGAACUCGGCAAAAGCGCGAUGCCGACGUCGGUAAACGCGACCGCACCCACACCAGGUGCAUCUGUGGUCGAUGUGGCGGCGGAGAAGGGAGUGAGUGCAGCGCUCGCCACCGGCGGCCGCGCAGACAAGCAUGCUGACCUCGCUGUCGUCAUGGCCCAUUUUGAGGCAGCAAAGCGCCCCGAGCACGCCCCUGUUAUGGCCAUCAUGGACACGGCGCGCAUGUGGUGCCGUCGGCGACCCACGGAGGGGCUGGCGAAGAAGAAGGAGAAGGCGGAGGAGGAGGACGAGGAGGGCGGCGAGGGAGAUAAAGAGCAUGGACGCAGGGGUCAUGGCAUCCGCCGAGACAAGGCUAGUGAUGGGCAAGGGUGGGUGGGCGAGAUUAAGGUAAACGGACAGAAUCGGUACAUCGGCAAGUCGAGGGAGAAGAUGGAGCUGGCCUACGAGCACGCGAUUGCGUUCGUCGUCUACGACGGCUACGUGAGCAAGGUGCUCAUGAAGGAGCUCACCGUCUUGAAGCCGGGGGAGUUGGAUAAAUGGAAGGAGGUGUGGGCGGAGGUCAAGUUCUUGCCGACUGGGAUGUGGACGGUGAUGUGGGCAAGAGGCUUGUGCCAUCCGAGAGCACGGUUCGACGACAUACUCGGCAGGUACCGUGGGUACGCGAGUUCGGGUGAUGCGCUUCAUGACGUGCUCUGGCUGGCGAUCUGGUUCCCCAUCAUCGAGGACACGGAGGAAGGCAAGGAAGAGACGGACGCUCUCAUGUCGGCGAUGGUAAAUCGCGUGUCGAUGUGCGCGGCGUAUGGGAAGGUCGCGGCGAGCGCGGCGUUUGGGAAGGUCGAUGCGAGCGUGGAGGGGAAGGCGGACGAGAAGACGGAGAUGGGGGCCCAGGCGUUAGCGGCAUCGGCAUGCGCCAUCUGGUGCUUCUUGGAGACGGGGGCGUCGGUGCUCGGUGCUGUGGGCGAAGGGAAGGCGGCGGCGAUGGUGGCAGGUGCGGGGGAGGCGAGGGCCGAGGACUUCAAGUAG
Closterium sp. Naga37s-1 is the source of this 2442-nucleotide messenger RNA. Lineage: Eukaryota; Viridiplantae; Streptophyta; Zygnematophyceae; Desmidiales; Closteriaceae. The record is from the annotation of a GenBank genome assembly.